Messenger RNA from Lottia gigantea (owl limpet), 525 nucleotides. RefSeq lists its product as hypothetical. NCBI's taxonomy places the organism in Eukaryota, Metazoa, Mollusca, Gastropoda, Lottiidae. The record is from RefSeq and is a predicted model, not a curated record. The annotation marks the transcript as partial. The transcript is spliced from 3 exons.
CAGGUUUGUCAACAUCCUUACGCAGGUAUGAGAAGCUGGGGAGCUGAAGCAGUUACAUCUUUAGUAAAGGCAGCAUUAGGUUAUAAAUUUGAUACCCCACUCAACGAAAACCUGAAAUUACAGAAGACCAUACUACAACCUAUACAAGAAAUCUCAUCCACUAACUAUUCAGACAUUCGGCAGAAACAACUAGAAUGUGUCUUACAGAUCUUACAUAAUAACGGUGAUCAACUUCUACAUGGCUGGCCUCUGAUUUUAGGGGUCAUUGGUGCUGUUAAUGACAAUCAGGGAGAAAAAUUGGUGCAGACGGCGUUCCAGUCACUACAAGUAGUAGUCACUGACUUCCUUCCCAUAAUUCCAAGCAUAUAUCAACAAGUCUGUGUAGAGGUGGCUGGAAGAUUUGGACUACAGAAUAAAGAAUUGAAUGUCAGUUUAACAGCAAUUGGCUUGUUGGUAAGUUUCAGAUAUUUAAUGGUUUCUUUGUGUAAAGUAAGGAUUAUUUUACCUUUUGACCGUACAGAUUAA